Molecule: messenger RNA, 3084 nt
Organism: Dictyostelium purpureum
Lineage: Eukaryota; Evosea; Eumycetozoa; Dictyosteliales; Dictyosteliaceae
Exons: 2
Coding region: 1-3084 (1027 amino acids)
Biological process (GO): leucyl-tRNA aminoacylation
Molecular function (GO): leucine-tRNA ligase activity; aminoacyl-tRNA deacylase activity; ATP binding
Source: RefSeq, a predicted model, not a curated record
AUGUCUAAUAUAAAAUUAAAUUAUAUUAGAGAUUAUGAAAAAGAUUAUCAAAAUAUAUGGUUAAAAGAGAAAUCUUUUGAAAUCGAUGCUGUUGAAGAGGAAGAGGACUCAAAAUAUUAUGUAUCAACUCCUCUACCUUUUAUCGAUGGAAAUAUAUUGCUAUCUCAAGCGUUAAUAGUUUGCAAAGCUGAUUUUAUGGCUAAAUAUCAACAAUUAAAAGGAAAAAGAGUUUUAUUUCCUUUUGGUUUUCAUAGCAGUAAUAAAGCUUUUAAAAGAUGGGCUGAUUCGUUAAAGAGUGAAAUAGAACAGUAUGGUAACCCGCCCAAUUUUCCAAAUGAAGAUAAUAAAGCUAAGGGACGUUAUGUUAUCAAGAAAUUCUAUCAAUGGAAUUAUAUGAAAUCUUUCAAUAUUCCAGAAGAAGAAAUCAGUAAAUUUGUAGACCCCCAAUAUUGUUUUAGUUAUUUUUCAAGAAAUUACGAACGUGACCUUAAAUCUCUGGGCAUUGGUAUUGAUUGGCGUCGUUCAUUUUAUACAAGCAGAGUCAACAAAUACUAUAGCUCUUUUAUAGGAUGGCAGUUUGAAACAUUGAAGCAAUUGGGUAAAAUUAAAUAUGGUAAACGUUAUAGUAUAUGGUCACCAAUGGAUAAUCAAUAUUGCUCCAAUCAAGACAGGUUGGAGGGUGAGGCUGAAGUUGUAACAACUCUAACAUUAAUUAAGCUUUUGGUUCAAGAAUUGACAAGUAUUCUUAAAGAAAAGUUAAAUGGUUAUAAAAAGGUUUAUUUAGUUUCAGGUACUCUCAGACCUGAACUAUGUUAUGGUGUUACAAAUUGCUGGGUUUUACCAGAUGAAUUAUAUGGUGCUUAUGAAAUGGCUAAUGGUGAUGUGUUUAUAUGCAACCAAAGUUCAAUUAGAAAUAUGUCUUUUCAAGAUUUAACUAAAAAUAGAGGAGAAUAUCCCUGUAUAUCUCAAUUUAAUGGUUCUGACCUAAUAGGUACCGUUGUAGUACCACCUCUAUCAAUUCAUAAAGGUGUAUAUGUACUGCCAAUGGUAUCAAUGAAUCAAAAUAAAGGUACAGGUAUUUCUAUAUCAGUUCCAUCAGACUCACCAAAAGAUUGUGUUGCACUACAAGAUUUACUUACAAAAGAAGCAUAUCGUUCAAAAUAUAAAGUUCAAUAUGAAUGGAUACAGUUUGAAAUUAUUCCAAUCAUUGAUAUACCAGGUUUUUCAAAUUUAUGUGCAAUUAAUUUAACUAAUAGAUAUGAAAUUAAAUCUCAAAAUGAUAAAAUAAAAAUAGAAAGAGCAAAUGAAGAGUGCUAUAUAAAAGGCUAUAAUGAUGGUGUAAUGAUGGUGGGUAAAUACAAAGGCCAUAAGGUUAGUCAAGCAAAGGAAAUGAUUAGAGAUGAAUUGAUUUCAUCUGGUGAUGCAAUCGAAUAUGCCGAGACCUGUUCAAAAGUAGUUUCUCGUUCUGGUGAAGAAUGUGUCGUUGCUCUAAUAAGCCAAUGGUAUAUAGCUUAUGGUGAUGAUGAUAUUGUGUGGAUGAACAAGGUGGAUCAGCAAAUAGAAGAAAUGGAGUUGUAUAAUGUUGAAACAAAAAAUAGAUUAAAAUAUGCAUUGCAAUUUAUACGUCAGUGGAGUUGCUCACAUAGGUUCGGUCUAGGUUCUAUUAUGCCGUGGAAUGAAAAGCUAACUAUUGACUCAUUAUCAGACUCAACACUAUAUACAGUGUUUAGUACUAUUGCACAUUUGCUUCAAGGUGAUUUUGAAGGAAGCAAACCUGGUAUUGCAGAUAUAACCCCUGAGAAAAUGACGCACCAAGUUUGGGAUUAUGUGCUACUUAACAAAGAUUAUCCAGAAGAUUGUAGUAUUUCAAAAGAGACUCUAUCUCUAUUAAAAAAAGAAUUUCAAUAUUGGUAUCCAGUUGAUUUUGUAGUCUCUAGUUCAGCUCUAGUCCAUAAUCAUAUUUUAUUCUUUCUUUAUACACACAUUGCAAUUUUUAGUAAUUCAAAGAACAAUUUGCAACCAAAGUGUAUACGGGCUGUUGCUGACAUUAGAAAUGAAAAAAUGACAAUGCAAGAGUUUAAUCGUUAUCAAACUGUUUCAGAUUCAAUAAAAGCAUACUCAGCAGAUGGAUGCAGAAUGGUUUUAGUAGAUGCAGGUGAUGGUUUUGACCCAACAUCCAUUAAUAAUCAAUUGGGCUAUAGUUCAAUUUUGAAAUUUUAUGCAUAUAUUGAAUGGGUUCAAGAGAUAAUUGACACUAUAAAUCAACUAAACAGUGGACCACCUACUGCGUUCCAAGAUAUUGUAUUUGAUAGUGAAAUUAACAAAAUUAUUAUAGAGUCAGAUAAAGCUUACGAAAAAUCAAAUUUUAGAGAUGUUGUACAUUUAGUUUUCUAUCAACUUUUAAAUGCUCGAGAUCAUUACAAAAUUUCAGCACAAUAUUCAAACCAAGCAAUAAACAAACAACUCAUUUUGAAAUUUAUAGAAAUACAAGCAAUUUUAUUUUAUCCAAUAGCCCCACAUUUCAGUCAGAAAAUAUUUCACCUAUUAAAUAAAGGAGAUAUACUUAAUGCUCGUUGGCCCACACCCGGUCCUGUUCAUUAUAUCGAAUUAAAAAAAGAUUUAUAUCUAAAACGUAAUAUCCACAACUUUAGGAAAUCAUUAACACAGUUUCGAAAAGAUAAAAAAAAUAACAGUUUAAUCCCAAGUAUAUCGACUAUUUACUAUACCAGAAAAUAUCCAGUGUGGCAAGAAGAGGCUAUAAACUAUCUCACUUCAAUUUAUGAAAACCAAUCUUUAAAUGCAGAUAACACUGUCAUAGUAAAUGAGCUAAAGAGUAGAAGUGACCUUAAACCACAUAUCAAGGAUAUUAUGGGGUAUAUAGAAAAGAUGCGUCAAGAUAUGAAAGAAAUAGGUAAAGAGGCUUUUGUAAACUUGGAUGAAUAUCAAAUCCUCACUGAAAAUGCAUAUUAUAUUUCCAAUGCAUUGGGAAUUGGUUUAAUAGAUAUCCAAGAGUAUACAAAUGAUAUUAAAUCAUCUGGUAAUAAAAUCCCGCAAUUAGGAUAUCCAACAAUAUCUUUUAUUUAA